Messenger RNA from Electrophorus electricus (electric eel), 4594 nucleotides. It is a transcript of the gene ppm1f, whose product is annotated as protein phosphatase, Mg2+/Mn2+ dependent, 1F. Lineage: Eukaryota; Metazoa; Chordata; Actinopteri; Gymnotiformes; Gymnotidae. Gene Ontology annotation, cellular component: cytosol; nucleus. The record is from RefSeq and is a predicted model, not a curated record. Gene Ontology annotation, biological process: negative regulation of protein kinase activity; protein dephosphorylation. Gene Ontology annotation, molecular function: protein serine/threonine phosphatase activity; cation binding.
AAGAGCUUCAACAGCUCGUCGGUCCUCGCCAGGAAGAAACAUUCGCGCAACAAAACAGAUUUUGCAACCAAAUCUACCAUCUGCGUACAGGGCUGCCUGUCAGCUGAGCGUUGGAAAAGUCAAUCCGUUUUGCAUAGGAAGUGUUUACUUCACAUUCCCGCACGUCGACCUCCGAACAGGCGCUUUUGUUGUGUAGCGAGCGAAAGGGCGUGCACGCGUGCGUGCAGACGGGAGCUCCGAAAUCUAGACGCGUAGGGAGUGUCGCUGCGAUCGCGAGUCUUAAACGCUUGCCAGUGCGAGCAGCCCUUGGGAGGUUUGCAGAAGUGCCUGGGUGAAGCAGCGUGGCCGCCCUCAUCAGCCUGGUCCUCUCCUGAGCAGACGUCACGUGAUGGGCACGAACAAGCAGGAUGAGGUGCAGAAGUUUCUGAAAAGUUUUGUGGAGGAGUUUGCGAACCCGCUGGGUCCAGACGACCAUCUUCCGGUCGCGCCGCUAAGCCGCUGCCUGACCCCACAGGAGGUGACCGGCGAGAGUCUCGACCUUGGACUUAAGCUGCUCUCUGCUCGGCACGCUCCCUGCUGGCUGAGUGCAUCCAUGUGCCAUGCUGCUGUCAGUGAGCUUCUGAAAGAUGACCUUUCACCUUUCCACUGCCCCAAAGACCCUGAGCAGCCUGAUGAUGAAUCGCACAUAGUCUUGCUACAGUCUGACCCUGUUCAGCGCCUCUUUAUCAAUAAGUUAAGAGCGAUAGGUGUGGCCUGGCAGAAAGUGUUGCCCAAUCAAGAGCCUCGCUCCACGCGGUCCUGCCUCUGUUCUGUCCAUGCCAUUCGUAAUACACGCAGGAAAAUGGAGGAUCGCCACGUGAUACUGACACAUUUUAACCAACUUUUGGGAUUACAAGAUGGCGUGAACCGCGAGUACUAUGCUGUGUUCGACGGUCACGGAGGGGUGGACGCUGCCACUUAUGCUGCAACUCACCUGCACGUCCUGCUCAGCCAGCAGGAGACGCUGCACAGCGAUGUCACUACAGCCUUUAAAAACUCCUUCACACAAACGGACGAUAUGUUCAGAAUCAAAGCCAAGAGAGAGCGCAUGCGCAGUGGCUCCACGGGCGUGGCUGUGUUGCUGGCUGGCGAUUGGCUGACGGUCGCCUGGCUGGGCGACUCGCAGGCCAUGCUGGUGAGGCGGGGCGAGCCCGUUGUGCUGAUGGACCCUCACAAACCCGAGAGAGAGGAUGAGAAGCAGAGGAUCGAAGAACUGGGAGGCUGUAUUGCCUACAUGGGCUGCUGGCGAGUUAAUGGGACAUACGCGGUUUCCAGGGCAAUAGGGGACUUCGACCAGAAGCCUUAUGUCUCCAACGCAGCCGACAGCGCCACCCUCCGGCUGUGUGGGGAUGAGGACUAUGUCCUGCUUGCCUGCGACGGCUUCUUCGACGUCCUGUGUCCCGCCGAUGUCCCCGGCCUGGUGCUGGCAGCGUUGAAGUACGCCGGCGGCUCGGGCGAGGAGGUCGCGCGCAGCCUGGUGGCCGAGGCCAAGGCAGCUGGCUCCAGCGACAACAUCACAGUCCUGCUGGCGUUCCUGCGGGACCCGCAGGAACUUCUGGGCUCCGAGACAGGCCAGUCGGCAAAGAACUGAGCGGGAGCGAGGGCUUGAGAUUGGGAGCUUGAAGCAGAGCGCCAGAAUGCUACUCGCCUCCUCAUCUCAACUGUUCUUACGACUGUGAUCCUUCAAGAUUCCUGAAUUGAAAUGAGUCUUAAGGGACUGGUGUGUUGUAUUCUAAUACGUAAAUACACGGUUUAACACUUUACUAGUACUUCAUCCAAGAAUGAAUGACACAUAGUUGAUAAUCCACUGGGAAAAAGUGUCAGGGGAAAUAUAUUGGCGAGCACUGUUUUUGUUAGUUUGUUUUAAGUCAUUUUGUGAUGCCUUUUUCACUUGCUAAACAGCCUUGUUUUCUAUGACACUGAUUUGUACAUAGCAGCAUUCUUUAAAGAUAGUCUUCACCCUUUUGAAUCGAGAGAGGGGUAACGUUAUUCAAACCCUCUCUUAUGCUUUUAUUCGGUAUUCCCAAAGUGGGCUCCUACCCACUUGCCUUGUUUUUAUUGAUUUAGAUGUACAGGUGCUGAAUAUUUCAGAAAGGUCUUUUGGGAAUCAUUGGUCAAUAUUAGUGGGUUUUGAAAGGGAUUCUUUGCACUGGCGCUAACAUUGGCGAAAACCUAGUUGGGACCAGUCUGUUUAUCUACUGUUUUUCAGUCGUUGCUACCAAUAUUAGCUGUUUUAACUGUACUUUACCUUUGAAUCUUAGAGGUUAACAGCGGGUCCUCUGUCAAGCAAGAGUUUCAUGACUGUUACAACAUAAUUGUGAACUUGAGGGACACACCUGUUUUAAAUGUAUGACUGUUAUCCUGGUCAAGGCAAUAUGCAAGACAGUAUGCUUUGAACAUGAAAUGCACAUAAGGCCUCAUCUUUUUAAGGUGGUCAAUCAGUAUUGUCAGUUUCAUGAAAAAAAAUUUUUUAAGCAUUUGCAACAGACCUAAACUGUUAGAACCCCUCUGUGCCAAAACAAAGUAAUCAUGAGCAUAACUCUCUGGAAAAAUAAUUGAGUAAUGUGUUUAAUGUUCCUUUUGAAAUGCAUAGUGUUCUGUGACAUGCGAAACCAAACGUAACAACACGUUGAUUGUUUUUCUCAUCUUAUUUUAUCUUGGUGCCUUUUUAAAAAAAAAACAGUGUUAAUAGCAGUUUCCAGGUGACUAGUUAAAAAUAAUCCCAUUGUAGGAACGCUUUUUUCGGGUUUAGUCUGCAUCUGCAGAACUGUCCGUAUACCCAUGUUUUUAAAGGACAGCUUGAGGUGUGAGUAUGGGGAAGGCGGGGGUGUCGUAUUAACUUGCAGCCAGGCUUGCUCCUGGGUCUUGGGGCCUGCAUGCAGUAGGCUGUCUCACAUUACUGCCUGUUCAAAUGGCAUGAAUAUUUGAAAGCCUUGUGACAUGGAGCUGAUGUGAUUGGACUGUGGCUUUAACUUGAGUGGACUAAACAGAGCUAACUUACUGUGGAUCGACCUGUGGGAGGUGAAGGCUGACAGAGCAGUAGAGGCUUGAUUUAGUUAUUUGAGAAAGAAAUUGCUGAGGAUGUGGGCACUGAUUCUCCACAGGUUUCGAGACCAUUUUUUUUUACGAUUUCCCUCAAGUUCAAAUAUGCCAUGGUGAUGCAUUUUUGUAUAUGAACAAGUGACUCCAUAUAUUUUGUUACUGCCCAAGUAAUAAUUACUUGUGUUACAGCCUUUUAAAAACUCUUUUCUGCUAUUGUCUUCUAGUCACAAAUUCUGAGAUUUUCAAAGAUUUUCAAGUGUUAGAUUGCCACACCUGUGCUCUCUCUCUACCUGCUGUGAUCUAGCUCCCUCACUUACCGUUUACUCAUUGUGUGUCACUUAGUAAUGGCCUCUCUUAAGCUGCUGUCUGAACCAGUGAUCUGGCGGUGCAGUGUUUUGUCCCUGAUCCGUGGCCUGAACUCGCAUUUCCCAUCAGACAGUAUGGCUGACUGAGUGGUCUGUAACAUCGCUGAUGGUCCAGUCCAUUCCAACUCUUUGAGAGGCUCUGCCCAAUAGAUCAGCAGGCUCUUGCCUUUCUAUAGCGCAUAUGAUACAUAUGAUGUUUUUCUGUUGGCUACAUUUUGCGUCGUCGCCUUAAACUUUCUAAUAAAUGAUUGGCCGAAGAGACUGUCCUGCAGGGGGUUUGUGGCCAGUGUGAAAACAAAAGCAAAAUAACGUACCUGUUUACGCUCGUUUGCUUUAUUAACGGAUGUGCAGUAUGCUAAAGGAUGCUAGGAUGUGGUUGUUGAACGUUCUAUUUGACCGACGUGCGUAACAUUCGCUGCGUUCACAAUGGAAGCCCUGUUAGUGCCUUAGUUCAUAUGUGCUCCUGGGGGCUUGCAAAUGGGUACGUGCCCCGCAGCGUUUCUUUCCACAUUUAAAGCCAGCUGACUUGUUGGGAAUCUGACAUUUUUCUCUAUUAGUUUUGUCUGUGAUAUUGUGGUUUUUAUAAAUGUUUUAUAAACUUUUAUACUGGUAAAAGUAACUCUGAUUUCACAUUAUUUGUACUGUGUAAAGAUAUGUUGGGGGUUUUGAUUUUUAUCGCAUAACUUAAGGUUGAUGUCAGUAAUUAAGAUUUUUUUUUCUGCAUGGAAAAUCACAAAGUUAAGGAUAUGUUCAUACAAUUUUUUAACGUAUUAGAAAGUAAUACAUUUGCUCUUGUUUCACACCAGCUUUGCAUUUAGUGACCAGGUUUACGUGUAAUGCGUCAAAAUAUGAAAUAAACAAUAACCACACAAGCAUGUUGCCUUUAUGGCUAUCAGGGUAAUUUACCAUAAGGGACUUGUUAAGCGUUUAAUCCUUUUUCUGUAACACUACUGUGUAUGUAUUGUGUAUAAAUACUUUUCAAUUGUGACAGCGGCGUAGCUGUACUAUUAAUGCAACAAAAACGAUCACUGAAGACGGCGUCGUGGAUUAUGAAACUGUUUGAAACCCAGCUUACUAAGGAAGAGACUUUUAUAUUAACGAAUAGUUUGACACAAGGCAAACUAUCAACAAUAAACAUUAUGACUUCA